CAAAUGAGAACUUGUUCUCAACUAGCCUACCUGGUUAAAUAAAGGUGAAAAAAAAAAAGGUAUUCCAAGAUGGGUGAACAAUUUGUCGAAACUUCCACUUUGCUAGAGUCAGCACACCAUUUACUGUUGAUGAAGAGGCGUAUCCCUCCCCCUCACGAUUUCCCUGAAUCUGAUGUCCGGGCUGCUCGUUGAAUGGAGAAUCCAUUCUGUUGGAUAGCCAUGGGGGUAUCUUGUCUGAAAGCCAUGUUUCAGAAAAGCAGACCAUAUUGCAGUUACCAGAGUCGUGUUGACUAAAAAUCAAUCCAUAUUAUUAUCAAGAGACUGUACAUUGGCCAAUAGAAUGUAGAGAAGAGGUGGCCAAUUUUCCCUUUGCCUGAAUCUCACCAGGGCUCCCCUCUCCUCUUGGAUAGCCUGAAAAUAGCAUUGGAAUUACAGAUGGGUCGAAAAAUGAAGCUGCAAUUGAGGUGAUCUGCCGUAUCUGCCGAUCUUAUGUUCAAAAGUUCUUGUCGAACAUAAGAAAUCAUAGCUGAGACAUUUUUGUGCAAAAAAAAGUAAAUAUAAACAUCAAAAUAAUCACAAAAUAGCAAAGUUCGGUUUGAGCUCGCAAGACGGCAGCCAUUCAGUAACAUGCUGACCAGACCGGACACGAGCGUUGCAAAAUAAAUUUAGAAAGCCAUGUUAUUCAAUUAUUGCACCCACCCUGCGCGCCAACAAGCGUAUGCGAUGCCAAGGACUAAAAUAGAACUCCGUUCUAUUUCUGACGCAGAUCGCGCUGCAAGUCCCGCCUCUCCCAUUGGUUUAUAGACGCAGGUACCCAUGUGCCAAAUGUAUGCACGAUGGCGCACGAUGGCGCACGAUGGCGCACGAUGGCGCACGAUGGCGCACGAUGGCGCACGAUGGCGCACUCGGGCAGCCGGUUUGGGUUCUGUGUAAGGCACCACCUUCUUUGCUGCUUCACUGAGCUAACAAAGCCUGUAGUGCCUUUCACAUGAAGCUCUACCAAGCUCUCCUUUACGUUGACAUACUCCUCAGACUAAGCUGUCCUUCGCAAUGGCAGCAUCUCAAAUGGCACCCUAUGAUAUUGACAUACUGUACUUCUCAAGACUAAGAUGUAAUUUAUAUUGACAUACCCCUCAAGACUAAUUUUAAAAAGUAGAUCUUCCAACGGGUCAUACCGUAUUCACUCACAUAUUGUCGAUUAUUACAGUUAAAUCGUUAUAUACAGUAUAGUGUGUAGUGCAGUGCUAUUAGCAAGGAAUACUCAAUCAGUAGUAUCAUUUCAAUGAGUAUAGUCACAGUAUAACCUAACGUAGCAGGUGUAAAAUAAGUUGUAUUUCUUUCUUUCUGGUCCUGACGAGAGAAAAAAGAACUCUUCUGCACUGUUGAACCAAUCCAAUAAAUGUGGAGGAGGAGUUAAGAUGGACUGUCGCUUUAUUAACAUCCAAAAGCGGAAACCUCGUCACGGACUCCCUUUCCAAUUCCCUUGAAAACUGGAUGCAUUGACCCCGCAGAGGGUGGCCACAGUACAGAAGGACCAGAACCUGCUGUCGACAGUGAACUGCUGGUACCUCGUUCUGAACCAGACGAGGAGAGAGAGCAGAGACCAUGCUACCCUCAGCGACCUCUACAACAAUAACGUCAUUGUCCGCCUAGCACACGUCGGAGAGGAUGUCAUCAGACUCUUCAAGAAGAGCAAAGAAAUCGGGGUGCAGAUGCACGAGGAGUUAGUGAAAGUCACGAACGAGCUCUACACUGUGAUGAAGACAUACCACAUGUACCACACAGAGAGCAUCAGUGCAGAGAGCAAGUUGAAGGAGGCGGAGAAACAGGGAGAAAAGCAGAUCGGCAAGGCCAAUGAUGUCAGCACCAGCCUCCUGCGCCAUGACGACCGCCAACAGCGACGCAGCUCCGUCAAGAAGAUGGAGAAGAUGAAGGAGAAGAGACAGGCCAAGUACUCUGAAAACAAGCUGAAGUGCACUAAAGCACGGAAUGACUAUUUGUUGAACCUGGUGGCAACCAAUGCUCUGGUGGCCAAAUAUUACAUCUACGAUGUCUCUGACAUGAUAGACUGCUGUGACCUGGGCUACCAUGCCAGCCUGGCACGGACCCUGAGGACCUACCUGUCUGCAGAGUACAGCCUGGAGACAUCCCGCCAUGAGGGGCUGGACCAGCUGGAGGGUGCCGUGGAUGCCAUGGAUGUCAGGGGGGACAAACACAGGGUCAUGGACAUGCACAGCCAGAUCUUCUGCCCGCCCGCCCGCUUCGACUACCAGCCACACAUGGGCGACGAGGUGUGUCAGGUGAGUGCCCAGCAGCCGGUGCAGACAGAGCUCCUGAUGCGUCACCACCAGCUCCAGUCCCGCCUGGCCACACUCAAGAUCGAGAACGAGGAGGUGAGGAAGACUCUGGAUGCCACCAUGCAGACACUGCAGGACAUGCUGACGGUGGAGGACUUUGAUGUGUCUGAGGCUUUCCAACACAGCCAGUCCACUGAGUCGGUCAAGUCUGCCUCGUCCGACUCCUACAUGAGCAAAGUCAACGUUGCUAGGAGACGAGCCAAUCAACAGGAGACCGAGGGCUUCUACUUCACUAAAUUCAAAGAGUACCUGAAUGGCAGCAACCUUAUCGUGAAACUACAGGCCAAGCAUGACCUACUGAAGCAGACUCUGGGAGAAGGGGAAAGGGCUGAAUAUGGAACAACACGUUCAUGUGUAUCUGCACACCCUUCACCAACCUCCUCCUCCACCAUCAGCCCCCCCACUCUUCCCGCUAAACCCAGGAGAAUGCGGAAGCCUAGACCUUGCUCCGUUUUUAAUCAGAAACUCUUUAACGGCAAUAUGGAGGCCUUCAUCAAGGACUCAGGGCAGGCUAUACCAGUGGUGGUUGAGAGCUGUGUCCGCUACAUCAAUCUAUACGGCCUUCAGCAGCAAGGCAUAUUCAGGAUUCCCGGCUCCCAGGUCGAAGUCAACGAUAUAAAAAAUUCAUUUGAGAGAGGUGAGGACCCAUUGGUCAACGACCAGAGUGACCAUGACAUCAUGGCGGUGGCGGGAGUUCUGAAGCUGUACUUCAGGGGGCUGGAGAACCCACUGUUCCCCAAGGAACACUUCCUCGACCUCAUGUCUACCAUCAAACUAGACUCUGGUGCAGAGAGAGCUCAUCACCUUCAGCAGAUCGUUGUAACUCUUUCUCACCCCGUCAUCAUCGUCAUGAGAUAUCUGUUUGCAUUCCUCAACCAUCUAUCCCAGUACAGUGAUGAGAACAUGAUGGAUCCCUAUAACCUGGCUACCUGCUUCGGCCCGACUCUGAUGCCCAUACCUGAUGGUCACGAUCCUGUAGCCUGUCAGACACACGUUAAUGAGGUCAUCAAGACCAUCAUCAUCCACAACGAGGUCAUCUUCCCGAGCCACCGUGAGCUGGACGGACCGGUCUAUGAGAAGUGCAUGGCUGGAGGAGAGGAGUACUGUGACAGUCCCCAAAGUGGGCCAGGUGCCAUUGAUGAAGUGGACAACGGUACAGGACCUCACACCAGUGAUGAUGAACUGGAGCAGAUCGAGGCCAUCGCUAAGUUUGACUAUGUGGGGCGUACUCCCAGAGAGCUGUCCUUUAAGAAGGGGGCAUCACUGCUGCUGUACCUGAGAGCCUCUGAUGACUGGUGGGAGGGACGACACAACGGAGUGGACGGACUCAUCCCACAUCAGUACAUUGUGGUGCAGGACAUGGAAGAUGCGUUCUCAGACAGUCUGAGUUGGAAGGCUGAGAGUGAGGCCAGUAGUGGACCCCACCAGGAGGACAGAGACCGAACCUCAUCCAGGAACCGUGACCGCAGCUCCCCCUGCGAACACAGACAACAUACCCCUGAACACCACUAUGGAGAUGCUCUUGGAAGGGUGAGGGUUCGUUCAGACGGUGCUGUUAUCCCUCACCACAGGAGCACCGCCGACACUCACAGCCCCACCCGAGGUAUGGACAUGCCCCCUAGGGUCAUGCCCCGCCCCUGCAGCCCUCACAAGAUGGCUGUCAGCAGAGGCCGCAUGGACAGUCCAGAGAAACGCCAUCUCAGCACGUUCAGCAGCACAGGAAGUAUCAACCAUCCAGAUAGAAAGUGCUUUCGUGAUGGCCCUGCCCUCAGACCCUCCCCCGGUUCCACCCGCCACGGUAGCCUUGGCGACCAGAAAUCACUGGCAGAGGACAUAGAGAAGACCAUGAACACCGCCCUGCAUGAGCUGUCUGAGCUUGAGCGGCAGAACGUGGCCAAGCAUGCUCCCGACGUGGUCCUGGACACGUUGGAGCCCCUGAAGCAGCAGCACCUCUCCUCCUGUGGGUCCAGACCCCCCUCUGAGCCCCCUGGCAGCCCCCUCCACACCAACACCAUGGCCAUCAGAGACCCUGACGCCGCCCUUCACCGUAGCAGCAGUUCCUCGUCCUCCGAGACCAUGAGCACCUUCAAACCGGCCCUGACUGCACGGAGGCCCAGCGCCCCCCUCAGGCCGCCUCCGGUCAGACCGCUUCGGCCUGCUCCCAUCCACCUGGGACAUGGCCAGGGACAGGGGGGACAGGGGCAGCACAGGUCUAGUAGUUCCAGCUCCUCAGGCCUGGGAAGUCCAGCAUCUAUCACUCCCACAGAUAGGGUGUUCCCCAAGGCUCCAUCCCCGUCCCCCUCCACUUCCUCCUCGUCCUCAGACAAACAGGGUCACAUGUAGCCUGGCUAAGCAGGCUGCUGCAGUCACAGAAAGAGCCCAGGAACUAUAGAGACAAUUGACUGAGCAGGCUGCAGCACAGAGCCACAGGUCAGGAUAGGCAUACAGUAAUAAGAAUGGAGUAAGCUGCAGCCAUAGCCCUGUACAGGAGCUAUAGUAGGAACUGACUGGACAGGGCACAGUCUGAUCACAGCCACAGCCCAAGAGAUACAGUACAGAAGGAAGUGAUUCCGCAUUAUGAUUGCUCAUAAUCAGCAUCUUCUUCAUUUCCUUCUGGCUGUGACAACGUACACAUUGAGACCUUGUCUCUGUGGGAACAAUAUCGACCACUAACUAGUAGGAGGUUGGAUUCAACAUGUAGGAUGAAGGCUGAUUAAUUGGUUUAUUGACAGCCGGAUGUCCACCAAUAUUAACUGUCUGCUUGUCAGUUGAGAUUCUGAAUCACUCAGAAGAAACAUGAACUGUACUAUGAUAAUCAUUAUAAAGUAUGUUUUUACUCUCUCCAUGUGGCACAGAACUGCCACAGAACAAACCUGAUCAAAUGGAUGCACUGGAUAACACUUUGUUUACUGUUAUAGCCAUCUGUGGUUGUAGCCUGCUAGUUUGUCUGAAUAACAAACCAUCUCAAACUGAAGUUGGGUGUUUUUGAGCUGGUAGUCUAAGACUAGCGCCUUCUUCGUCUGCAAAUAGGAAGACUUAAUACAAUCUCUUGAUCUGUCUUUCUCUCUCUCUCUCUCUCUCUCUCUCUCUCUUUCUGUUUCACUCUCUCUCUAUCUCUCUCCCCCAGAUUAGCCGUGGUACCUCAAGAAAAGAGCACCCACCUUGUCAUGACUCGACCCAGUCUACUAAAGAUGCACUGAUCUGGUCUGGUCAUUUUCUAUGAGCCUGUACUAGUUGAUCCUGCAUGUGUAUAUAUAUAUAUUUAUAUUCAUACAGUUACAUGUUUGAAGACAUAGGAGAAUCAACCCCUGACAGGGUUAGUUGUCCUGUUACAUGUGGACUGGAUCUCUUACUUGGUGAACUAGAUUGGAUUCUCAAUUCAGGCCCAUUGUGUGUAACCACAGUUUUCUUAUAGUCCUGCUUUGGAGUUAUACAGUAUGUAGAUGGGCUUGCUUGCUUGGUGGUAUGUGUUCCUGUAUGUAUUAUAUGAGGGAUUAUUAUUCAGCAAAACACAUGUUUAAAGUGUUAUAGAUAUGUUUUGAAUGGAAAAUAAUAUGCAUAACGUUGAAAACUACCUGUAUGUAUGAAUAACAUGGUAUGCUAGAAACAGGAUAUAUAUUAUCAUUAACCUUGCAAAGGCAGGAACAGAACAAGAUAAUAAAUGUGGGGAAUCUGUAUCCGAAA
Molecule: messenger RNA, 6041 nt
Organism: Oncorhynchus tshawytscha (Chinook salmon)
Lineage: Eukaryota; Metazoa; Chordata; Actinopteri; Salmoniformes; Salmonidae
Product: SLIT-ROBO Rho GTPase-activating protein 3
Exons: 20
Coding region: 1713-4700 (995 amino acids)
Biological process (GO): signal transduction; negative regulation of cell migration
Cellular component (GO): cytoplasm
Molecular function (GO): protein binding
Source: RefSeq, a predicted model, not a curated record